AUGAUGAACGCAAAGACCAAAACACAUAUCGGCCAACGUGCUGGCUCAUAUUUAAUCCAAUCAUUUGCCCAUAGUUUUCGUAUAUCGACACCGGAUAUCUCAACUCCCAAUGUAAGUUCUAAAGAGAAGAAUUUUACCGUGUGGAAGAAAAUUAGCAGCUCAUAUUUAUCUCAUCAAUCCUUGUAUGGCAAUACCAAGAAUGCCAAGCAGUGCGCCCAACCAUACAACCCCUUUGGCUCUAUGCAGUUAGUAUGUGUUAUGGCUCAAUCAGGCAAGCGCGCUUUUGAUUCUGCCCCCUUCUAUGCAGCUUCCGUGCAGCAUGGUAGCUUAGUCAACCAAUCCACUCUCCCACAUGGCCUUGACCGGUCCCACGCCAUUGCUUGGAAAUGGGGAUGA
This is a messenger RNA of Bipolaris maydis ATCC 48331, 396 nucleotides long. The record is from RefSeq and is a predicted model, not a curated record. NCBI's taxonomy places the organism in Eukaryota, Fungi, Ascomycota, Dothideomycetes, Pleosporales, Pleosporaceae.